CUAGCUCGCUGCUAGUGGAGAGCUGAGUCAGUAAAGCCAGUUUAGCUAAGCUAAUCAUAGCUCUGAUUAUUUUUGGUAUUUGCCGCGAACCUCAGCUACCUGCACAGAGUCAUACCAGUUUUGUCGAAAGUCUUAGACGCAGCUAUCUCACGUUGGGCAAAAAAGUUACCAUUUUAAUGUCACACAUGACAGCAACUUUAGCUUUUGUGCCAGCUGACUCAGUGUAACUUGAUCUGCCAAAGUAACACACUAUCAAUGAUGCUUCUGGACAUUUCUGAAUAAAUUCUCUUAUUCCACGAGGGCAAUAAAGGCUGAAGUGUAUUAAUUGUAUACUUAGGGUUUCACCGAUCUCAUUGUACAUGCUUAAGGACAACACACGUGACCUCCACCAGUUCUUGGAUGUGUAGUCGUCCUAUAAAUACCACAGUGAACCUCUCACUGAGGCGAGUGGACUGCUACGUCCGGAUCGAGCUGGGGGACGUUACGCCCCACAACAUUAAGCAGCUGAAACGCCUCAACCAGGUCAUCUUCCCCGUCAGCUACAACGACAAGUUUUACAAAGAUGUGCUGGAAGUUGGAGAGCUUGCAAAGCUAGCGUACUUCAAUGACAUUGCAGUGGGUGCUGUGUGCUGCAGAGUGGACCACUCUCAGAACCAGAAGAGACUGUACAUCAUGACACUUGGCUGUCUAGCACCCUACCGUAGACUUGGAAUUGGUACAAAGAUGCUUAAUCAUGUGCUAAACAUCUGCGAGAAGGAUGGAACUUUUGAUAAUAUUUACCUUCAUGUGCAGAUCAGCAAUGAGUCGGCCAUUGACUUUUACCAGAAGUUUGGCUUUGAGAUUAUUGAGACAAAGAAGAACUACUACAAGAGGAUAGAGCCUGCAGAUGCCCAUGUGUUGCAAAAGAGCCUGCGCAGUCCUUGUGCACUGCCCAGUGGAGAGCUUCAGAAGUCAGAGUAGGGGCACAGCGUUCGGAAAAGGCACUAAUGUGGCCGCCUCCACAGAAACAGAACUGUGACAAAUGCCCCAGGAUUCAACACUUUCUUCAAAGGACGCUAAAAAGAGAAAACAAAUUUCAAGCAUAAAAGUUGCUGCAUUUAUUUCACAA
This is a messenger RNA of Pundamilia nyererei, 1108 nucleotides long. It is a transcript of the gene naa50, whose product is annotated as N-alpha-acetyltransferase 50, NatE catalytic subunit. Gene Ontology annotation, cellular component: NatA complex. The transcript has 5 exons. Gene Ontology annotation, biological process: mitotic sister chromatid cohesion. Gene Ontology annotation, molecular function: acyltransferase activity, transferring groups other than amino-acyl groups. Bases 400 to 960 code for a protein of 186 amino acids. Lineage: Eukaryota; Metazoa; Chordata; Actinopteri; Cichliformes; Cichlidae. The record is from RefSeq and is a predicted model, not a curated record.